AUAGUGGAUUGUUCAUACAAAAGAAUUAACGUAAUUAACUCUUCGUGGUUUGAAUCAAAUGCUACAAGCCUUCUUCUGGACUUUAAUUUAAUUUCUGUCUUAACUAACGGAACAUUCUCCCAACUUCACCGUCUUCGUACCUUGAGCAUAUCGUUCAACAAAUUAGUCAGAGUCUAUGAUGGCGCCUUUAUGGGAUUGGAAAGUUUGGAAAUUCUUAACUUAGAACAUAAUGAUCUUAUUCCAAAAAAAGGUUUUCCAUUGAAUAUCUUCUCAUCGUUACUGAAUCUGACAUCUCUUCUGCUCGUCCAGGAACAAAGUCUUCGAAACGCGAGCUUUCCCGACGUGAGACGCUUGACCAAUCUGACCAAACUCUCGCUCGACACCGUCGAUGUAGUAGUGUCAAUGGGUGAAGAGUUUAAAGAGCUAAAGGUGCUUUCCAGCUUGACCUUGUCUGGCUCUGCGAAGAUCAUCGGCAAUCACAGUUUCAUCAAUGUUCCUCAUCUUCGAGAACUGAGGCUUAUAGAGUUGGAUCAGUUGACAGAAUUAGACACGCAAGCCUUAGUCCAUCUGAAACAUUUGAACAGGCUCGAGAUAAACUCAAGCCCCGUCGGAGUGAAGAAGACAAUGCGAGCACUGGAACCUCUCCAGAAGACAAACAUGGCCGUGAUCUUUUUCAGGCAGUUAUUUUCAACAAGCAGAAAUCAAGCUCCGGAUAUGAUCAGCCAGAAUGGGAUUCUGGACAGAAACAAAACAAAACAUCUACUAGACAUUUGCGUCAGGGAAUUCACGCUUACAGACUCACAUAUUUACGUCAUAACGUUUGACGCUUUGGUGAGUGAAACUUGGCAGCGAUGUUUGAAGUUCAUUGACUUGUCUGAAAAUCCUUUAAAAGGAACGGUUAUGGCAUUCGCUAGACUCCUGACCAUGAGGAAUUUAGAAGUGAUUUUUGUACGUAACUGUCUCCGGUCCAGCGGGAAAAACACCCUGAUUCCAGAUAAGUUAACCGCAGCACGGAGUCAAUCUCAAGUAAACGAGUGCAGAUCUGAAAGCUCCAAGAUAAAUCACAGCGAGGCUGGCAACAAUCGCGUUCAACGCGUCUUAUUCGGCCCGGACCAUUCGUCCGGUAUAUUUGUGUAUGUGUCAGACUCUUUGCACUUCAUCGACAUUAGCAACUGCAUCACUAGUGGAAAACUUGACAUCUCAGUGACGUUUCGUGGGGCACAAAACUUAUUUUUUUUGGAUCUCUCUGACAAUGGAUUUGAAAGAUUUACAGGGGCUGUAAGUGGAUUUUAUGGAUUCAAAACAUUUCUAUUGACUGGGAAUGAUUUGGAAAAAUUGUCCUCAACAUUCUUUGAUACAUGCCAAAGUCUGGAGUAUGUAGACUUGACCAACACGAACUUAAAUCCGGAUUUUUUUUGUUCCAGCAGUGAAAGGCUGUUCCAGAAGCUGACAAAGCUCAAGAAACUGAGCCUGGAUGGAAACUCCUUGACGUUACUGUCACCUAACACGUUCUCUUCCAACCGCCAAAUCACUCAUCUUCUUCUAGCCGGGAACCGUUUCAAUCACGUUCCUUUCAACCUCAAAAACACACCCGAACUUCAAGUUCUAGACCUCCAAAACAACGCCAUAGUCUCCCUUGACCAGGAGACGACAGGAAACCUUGACCAGUUGGCGGUAGAUUCAGACGGAUUUCAGCUCAAGCUGGGUGGAAAUGUUAUGUUGUGCGUCUGCGAAAGUUUCCAUUAUCUAUAUUGGCUGGGGCACACCAGCGUUAUUCUCGACCGUGAUGGGAACUACAGCUGCAUCAACAAUGAUAGGGUUUUAUCCCACACGAAGGCGUUCGCUGAUCCCAUUGCAAUGUGGCGGCAGUGUUCGGGUCAGUUCUAUUUCAGCGUGUCCAUUUUCCUCUUCUGCACAUUGAUCAUCGGAUUUUUGACCACAUUGGUCAUCACCAGAAACAAAACUUUCAUCCUCUCAAGCUUGCUCCAGAUGUUCACCAAAUUCAAGGUUCUCAAAUCAAAAGAUUACAAGAUCGGGGUGUUCAUUGGAUACGCUGACCGCGAUUACGUUUUCGCUUGCACCGAUUUGCGACAAUAUAUUGAAAACACAUUGGUCUUAACAACUUACCUUCAAGACCGUGACCUCCUGCCGACAUUCGACAUGGCCCAAGGGAUCGUGGAAGCCAUCAACUCAAGUUGGAGGAUCCUUUUAGUGGUCAACAGAACGUUUCUCAACGAUGACCACUGGUCAUUAUUUACCAUGAAGUCGGCUGUUUACGCCUUGACCCCGACAAACCCUGACCGGGUAGUUGUUCUGGUGGACAGGCAAUUACUGUCGAGCCUCCCUGCUGAUCUUCUGAGCUCUGUGCCCGAGGAUAACAUCAUCACUGUGUCCAGGUGGGAGAUGACGUAUAGACUGAGAGAGAUGUUAAGGACACGGCUCCUGUAAGAGUUAACUACGAUUGUUACCAGAACAAACUUCUAUAAGGUUUAUUUUAUAAAUCUGUAAAAACACUUGACCAAUAUAAUAUCGUGACUACUGCAAGAGUUAAAAAACACCAACAAUUGGUUAAAUGUUUUAAUUAAUUAUAGUUGAAGUCGUAUAAGUUUUUGUUCUAUAACAAUCGCACGCAG
Lymnaea stagnalis (great pond snail) is the source of this 2633-nucleotide messenger RNA. The record is from the annotation of a GenBank genome assembly. NCBI's taxonomy places the organism in Eukaryota, Metazoa, Mollusca, Gastropoda, Lymnaeidae.